AUGCCAGAAGCGACCGAUAAUAUCGACGCUGGCCAAUGUGUUCCACCAUCUAGAAAGAGAAGUCGUGUUGAAUCGCCAACACCCCACGCUAUCUUAGUCGCGUCACCCAAUGGCUUUGUCCACCUCCCGCUCGAAGUUCUGUCAGAGAUCCUCAGCCACCCCAACACCACCAAGGACAUCCUUUCGGUUACCCGUACUUGCAAGUUCUUGUGCGACACACUUUUAGAGAAAUCGAAUGAGAACAUCUGGCGUAAAGCGAGGGAGAGAGCUCUACCUCUACCUAUACCAGAUCAACAAGGACUGCUCUCAGAGGCAGCGUAUGCUUCAUUCCUCUUCGACGGUGGUCCUUGUGAGGCAUGCGGAACGGUGACGGGGUUGCCUUAUGUAUCGUUCGCUUUACGCCUCAGAUUGUGUCCGAACGACCAUUGCACGACGGUGUUUGUGACAACGUUGGCAAUCAUGCCGACCGACAUCGCUGGGUUGCAAGAAACAACCCGUUUAGUUGUGUUAUCUUCUAUCCCCCAGAUGGAGUCGAUCAAACGUAAUGGUCCCUUGGCAGUUUAUUCAAGGCUGAACUCACAUUGGCCUACGGUCACUCCGAUUUGUCGCCGAACGGCUUGGACGACCGCACUAAACGAAUAUGAAAACAUGACUGACCGUACCUCGUAUGCCGAGAGCACUCAAGCUAAGAGGGAUCGCAAGAAGAAAUGGAUGCCGAUUUGUGUCAACAUAUACGAUUGGUUAAGUAGCGUUCAAGAUGCCUUCCGUCAACUCAAGAAAGAAAACGAAGCUGCCGGAAAAGGUCUUGCAACUCUAAAUGGAUGGGACUUCUGGGACAUGAUGAACUGUACCGUUUAUGGGCCUUACCACAAGCACAAAAACCGAAUCUAUGAGCAAGUUGGCGGCGUCGAGUUCGAAUUGAUGAAACCGAAAAUUGAGGUUCAACUCCUUGCGCUGCAGGAGCGACGGAAACGUCGAGUAGCAGAAGCCGCCCAUAGAAAGAGUAGAGAAGAAGCACUCCAACAUCAUUCCCGCCUCUGCUCAGCCAUACCCGCACAGGGCAAAUCGCGAAAACCGGUCCCCGCUGUAUCUGCAUUUCUGAAGCUCCCAGUUCUCGACCUCUUGCAAUCCCCUGGAUCGCUACCAGACGGUGCUAGCGUUUCCAAGACUCUGAAGAAGGAUCCUCUCGUGACUUGCAUUCUCGAGAAUCAGGUGGCUCAAUGGACAGACAAAGCUAGGCAAGAUUUUGGAGUCAUGCUCGGCUAUCCGGCAGAAUGGAAGUCCGCGAACAAAAGCAUAGUACAUCCAGCAGAGCGGCUAUCUGCGAGGUAUUUGUGCAAGAAAUGCAAGUACUUUCCAGCCAAGUAUCGCGAUUACGAAUGUUUGGAUUUCGCGGGUGCAUGUGCACAUCAGUGUGUGAUAGGAAACAAGAAAGCCAAGAAGAACGGACAGGCCAAAUGGAGUGCUUCAAACUUCAAAAAGGACGACAAAGCUUCUGCGGCUCUAGAGCAGUUGAUUGCAAUAUUUGGCCAUGAUAACCAAAAGUCAAGCGCCAAGGAUGUUCUAUCCCGUAAAAAUUACGUUCUCUGUGUCUCCUGUGACCCUCCUUUGUACGUUUGUACCGCCGGCGUUGCGGGCCACAGUCAUCGACACGAAGAGAUGAAGAUGCAGAUUGCCAUCACCGGAUACGAUCCAUUGGUUAUGGGCGCGCACGAUGUCGAAAGGGGGCUUGUAAGAAAGCUGUUGGGUCCUGAUAGGACGGUCAAAGCUGUACAGGAGAAGAUCAAUUUUGGGUGCCGACAUUGCUUGCCAACUUCGAAAUGGGCAGGGACGUUGAUUGGGUCGGCGGGAGGGGGGUACGGCUUUGGCCAUUUAACAUCAACAACCGGAAACGAUGAUACAGCUGGGGGGGAACAACCGCCACCCUCUGGCGCUGCUGGAGAGGAGGAAAGGAACGAGAGGAAGGAGAAGCCACCCAAGCUAUUCAGUUUUAAUGGUGUCCGGUCUCACCUGAAAGCCAAACAUAAGAUCGAGAAUAUACGGGAUGAAGAUUUCUUCUGCGAUCAGCCUCACGGGGUAAAAUUGUAA
Molecule: messenger RNA, 2088 nt
Organism: Laccaria bicolor S238N-H82
Lineage: Eukaryota; Fungi; Basidiomycota; Agaricomycetes; Agaricales; Hydnangiaceae
Exons: 12
Coding region: 1-2088 (695 amino acids)
Molecular function (GO): protein binding
Source: RefSeq, a predicted model, not a curated record